AUGGAUCCGAACGAGCAGCCCCCCCCGGCAGCAACGCCCGAUGCGCCAGACCAAGAGACAAUGGAGCAAAUCCGUCGACGGCGACUGGCGAAACUUGGAGGUCCGUCGGGAACAAGCACACCUGCCGCAGGGUCACAAAAAACAGAGGCAUCGCCUGCCCCCGGACAAGGUUCCCCAGGGUCCUCAAACGAUAAAGAGGCCGAGAAAACGGCGCCGGUGAACACUCAGCCCAAAUCCAAAAUCUCGUCUACCCCGGCAGCGGCGACCCCCCAGAGCGCCAACAGUCCGAGCAGUAGCAGACCAGGUACUACCAACAAUGACGGCUUUCGUGGGAAGAGACAUGUGUCGGAUGUUGACGGGCCUUCAGCAAGCGCGCCGCCCAAAAAGCAGACGGCCCCCGCCGCACAGGAAACGAUCGACGACUAUGCCGACCGCAUCCUCUCGACGAUAUUCCGCUUCACCGUCGAUCCGAGCCGCACGACCAGCGCAAGCGGACAGAAGCUAGCCUUCUUGCCGAACCUCAGCGCGGACCUCACGGAUGAAGGCGCGCCGCUCAAGCUAUCUGUUGAUAGGUUGGAGGAGGCGAUUAUGGAGGUUGCCACGGCCAUCCCACACGAUAAACCGCUGUUCGACUACCUCCUGCCGUGCUGGAAGCGGGUGGUCAAGACGAUAAAGGUGCUCCGUAACCCGACUCCAGAGAAAGAGGCGUUGCUUAAGGAGGCCAGGAGGUUAUGCUUCAGCAACUGCAUAUUUGCGUUGACUGUGCCGGAGCUGUUCAGCCGAGAGCCGAACCCGCUUCACGACACGUUAGUACCCUAUCUACUGCGCGAAGUAGAAACCGAUAACGGGUUGUGUAUGGACUUCUUUGGAGAGGCCAUAGCUCGUCUGGAGGAGGACGAGACUAUUGCUGGGCUGUUUACCAAGGCCAUGGUGGACAUCAGCAACAAGUUGUCUACGAUGAACAUGAACGAUGACUACAAGCCCUGCGUCAACAUGGCACUGUCGGCCCCUGGGAUUGAGAAAAACACGAUCCUUGGACCGUUUUUUAGGAUAUCGCCUCUCCAACCAGAAGUUACUACGGUCUACUUCGCAGGGCCAAGAACGAUGGAUAAGGGGCGUAUCCAGGCGUCACAAAGCGCCCUGCAGAUGACACUGGGGGCGCACCAGACGGACCUUAGGACCAUCGCCAACGCCUUCAUCCGCGCGAGCCCCCAGGCCAGAAACAAGAUCCUGGAUUGGUUUGCCUACGUCAUGAACGCCAACCACAAGAGGCGAGCCAUGCAAGUCGAUCCGAGGGAGGUUUCGUCUGACGGCUUCAUGAUCAAUGUUACUGUCAUUCUCGAUAUGCUGUGUGAGCCCUUCAUGGACAGCAACUUUUCCAAGGUGGAACGUAUCGACAUUGGUUAUUUCAGGAGGAAUCCGAGGGUUGACAUCAAGGACGAGACGAAGCUCAACGCGGACCAGGCGCAAUCCGAUGCCUUCUACGCAAACAAGCUGGAAGGGGAGUCGAAUUUCAUCACGGAGAUUUUCUUCUUGACUCUGGCAGCACAUCAUUAUGGCAGCGAGGCAGCAAAUUCCAAGAUGAAGAACCUUGAUCGGGAUAUCAAGCACUACGAGAAGAACAUCGCUAUGAUGGAGGGAGAGCGGCACAAACUCAUUCAUCGGCCGGAGCAGCUUCGAUUACUGGACGAGGCGGUUAAGCGGCACACGGCCGUAUUGGAGCGCGCCAUGGCGAUGAAAUUCUCGAUCGAGGGCAUCUUAUUGGAACAGAAGAUGCAAAGUCGGUCGCUGCAGUUCAUGCGCUAUGUCACUGUAUGGCUGUUGAGAGUCGCCAGCCAGACAGAGUACACCCCGGACAAGCCGCUCAAACUUCCUCUGUCUGUGGAUCAGCCGGAGGCCUUCAAGUGCCUGCCAGAGUACGCACUGCAGGACAUUGUCGACAACUUCAAGUUUGUCUUCCGCUACAUCCCGCAGGUCAUUUUGUCUGCAGCGGGCGACGAGAUGAUCGCGCUCUGCAUCACGUUCCUGGAGUCGUCCGAGUACAUAAAGAAUCCGUACCUAAAAUCGUCCCUCGUCACGCUGCUGUCGCAUGGGACAUGGCCGACCUACCACAUGAAGAAGGGGGUCCUAGGCGAUGCAAUGACCAGCAGCAAAUUCGCAAACGACUACCUGCUGCACGCCGUCAUGAAAUUCUACAUCGAGUGCGAGUCUACGGGUGCUCAUACGGCGUUUUACGACAAGUUCAACAUCCGGUUCGAGAUCUUCCAGGUUAUUAAAUGUAUUUGGCCCAACGACCUAUACCGGCAACAACUCGUCCAAUCUAGCAGAUCGAACCGCACGUUCUUCGUCCGUUUCGUCAACCUCUUGAUGAACGACGCGACGUACGUCCUAGAUGAAGGCCUCAGCAAGUUUCCCAAGAUUCACGACCUGCAAGCCCGCCUUCGGGACCCCACCCUCUCACAAGAAGACCGCGAGAAGACCGAAGAGGAACUCCGCACGGCUGAGGGCCAGGCAACGUCGUACAUGCAGCUGGCCAACGAGACGGUCAGCAUGAUGAAGCUCUUCACCAGCUCUCUCGUCGACUCCUUCACCAUGCCCGAGAUUGUCCAGCGCCUAGCCGGCAUGCUGGACUACAACCUUGAGAUCCUGACGGGUCCCAAGUCCAAAACCUUGAAGGUCGAGAACCCCGAAAAGUAUUACUUCAACCCCAAAACCCUCCUCCCGGAGCUCGUCGACAUCUACCUCAACCUCAGCGAGUCUUCAACCUUUAUCGAAGCUGUCGCCGCCGACGGCCGCUCCUACUCGCCCGCCACAAUGAAGAUGACGGCAUUCAUCCUGCGCAACAAGCACCUCAAAGACGAAAAGGACAUCCUCGCCUGGGAGGUGCUCGCCGCGCAGAUCGAGAGCGCCAAGGAGGCGCUGGACCGCGCCGAUCUCGACUACGACGACGCCCCGGCCGAGUUCGAGGACCCCAUCAUGGGCAUCCUCAUGUCCGACCCGGUGGUGCUGCCGUCGAAAGCAUGUUGUCGACCGGUCCACUAUCACGCAGCAUCUGCUGAGCGACCCCAAGGACCCCUAUACGAGGCAGCCGAUGAGCAUCGAGGAUGUGGUGCCGGACACGGAGCUGCAGGGGAGGAUCGAGGCGUGGAAGGCGGAGAGGCGGGCGAAGGCGAGGGGGGAGGGCGAGGCAAUGGAUACGACGGAGUGAGGGGUGGUUCUGGUUUAGGAGUGGGGAUAGAGGAGUGCAUGCAUGGACGGGGUUGCACGAGAAUGGAAACAAUGAGUUUGUCUUUUACCUUUUGGACCGGAUUUGGCUGGGCUGUGGCAUAG
Molecule: messenger RNA, 3330 nt
Organism: Chaetomium globosum CBS 148.51
Lineage: Eukaryota; Fungi; Ascomycota; Sordariomycetes; Sordariales; Chaetomiaceae
Exons: 4
Coding region: 1-3330 (1109 amino acids)
Biological process (GO): protein polyubiquitination
Cellular component (GO): ubiquitin ligase complex; cytoplasm; nucleus
Molecular function (GO): ubiquitin-ubiquitin ligase activity
Source: RefSeq, a predicted model, not a curated record